Messenger RNA from Malania oleifera, 2238 nucleotides. RefSeq lists its product as uncharacterized. The record is from RefSeq and is a predicted model, not a curated record. Lineage: Eukaryota; Viridiplantae; Streptophyta; Magnoliopsida; Santalales; Ximeniaceae. Bases 381 to 1895 code for a protein of 504 amino acids. The transcript is spliced from 12 exons. Gene Ontology annotation, molecular function: GTP binding.
GGCCUGUUGUCGAGAAUGCGAGGCAAAUGUUGGAGCAGAGUAGGGCACAAGUCCACUGCAAGAACCAAACAGAAGGCGGCAAAUGAAGCCACCGCUGCAGUUCGAAAGCAGGAGCAGGAGCAGGAGCAGACGCAGCAGACGAGUUUUUUUAUUAUAGUGCAAUAAUGGCAACUUCAAUCACUUCCCUCCUUCUCUCUCUUUUGCGGCACAUGUUUUCUUCUUGGGGUUUGAAGUCUCACAGUUUUUAUAGGGUGUAAAUGCCUGAAGUCUGAACAAAUACAAGUUCUCCCAGUGGCAUAUUAGGUUUCAAGAUCAUUGUCAUCAGGGGACUGAUUGGGCUAUGUUUUAUUUGACUUUGUGUUUCAAAAUAUAGUAGGAGAAUGUCUGCGGAGACGAGCUUCGGGUAUAAGUUCAAGAAGAGAGUAAAACUUUCAAGUGAAAAGUCAAAUGGUUCCAAACGAAAAGAGGGUUUUGGAGGAACUAAAAAGGGUCGGAGCGGAAGGAGCAAUGUGGUUGAUGCUGUUCUCAAUGGACAUAAAUUCCACAAGAGGAAGGAUGGUGGAAAAAGGAAUUUGAAAUCAAGCAUCAAAGACACACCACUUCAGUUGGGUCAAGAACAAAGGAAUCAAGCAAAUAAUGAUGGGAAGAGUGGAAGUGCACAGAAAUCACUGAAAUUUAGCCAGAAAAGAAAGAGAAUCUAUGCUAAACAGGAUACAGGCAAGGAAGCGGCUAAUGGAACUGGAAAAUUAUCAAAUGUUAAACAGAGUGCAAAAGCAAAGACAGCGGCUAUAAUGAAUUCUGUUAAAUUGGAUGGUGGUGAGGAUUAUUUAUCGAAAAAAAAAGCAAAAAGUAAAUCUGAAUCAAGUAGGAAUUUCGAGCACAGUCAGGAAAAAAACCCUUCAGCAUCUUCUGUAAAGUUUGCCAAAAGAGCAACAUGGGACAAGAAAAAGUUGGAUGGGGGUUCAGAUAUAAUGGAUGAUAAGCCAAAGAAAAGGAAGCGAGUAAUUCGAAUAGAUCCACAUGAUAUCUCAAAUAAGCGGUUAGAUGAUGGCAUAGUCAAUAAUGAAAAUACAAAGGAAAAGAAGGAAGAUUUGGAUAAAAAAAUGUCAAUGAAUGCGCAGUUCCGUGCAAUACAACCUAGCCCAUCCAUUCUUUCCUUUGUGGAAGAUAAUUUAUUGGGCCGCAGGCGUUUGCUUGAGUUACGGAGGUCAGGCUAUAACAUUGAGCUUUCUGCUCCUUUAGACAAUGUUCCCUUCUCUACAAGCUCAGAAAGAGAGCGAAUAGGAGAGCCUGUGUUUAGGAAUAAAUUAGCUUUUUUUGCAGCUGCAAAAGUUUCAUCCUCAUUUCCACCUCCUGAUCUUGCAGAGAUAGCAUUUGCAGGAAGGUCAAAUGUUGGAAAGUCAUCAUUAUUAAAUGCACUUACCAGACAGUGGGGUGUUGUGCGGACAUCAGACAAGCCUGGCCAUACUCAGACUAUUAACUUCUUCAAACUUGGAUCAAAGCUUUGCUUAGUUGAUUUGCCUGGAUAUGGCUUUGCUUAUGCAAAAGAGGAAGUUAAGGAUGCUUGGGAGGAGCUUGUGAAGGAAUAUGUCUCCACAAGAGUUGGUCUAAAGCGAGUAUGCCUUCUUAUCGACACAAAAUGGGGCAUGAAACCAAGGGAUUGCGAGCUUAUUCAUUUGAUGGAAAGGUCUCGAACUAAAUAUCAGAUUGUAUUAACAAAGACAGAUAUGGUGUUCCCAGUUGACGUGGCACGCCGUGCAAUGCAAAUUGAAGAGAGCCUCAAGGCAAAUAAGUCUCUGGUUCAACCAGUGAUGAUGGUAAGCUCAAAAUCUGGGGCGGGGAUUAAGAGUUUGAGAACUGCGAUUGCAAAGAUUGCUCGGUUUGUGAAGCUCUGAAAGGAUUUACUAUUAAUACAUGCCAAUACCACAGCAUGGAUUUGAACCGUUCGAUUGAAGUCUCUGGCAAAGAGGGAGGAAAACAGUUGUAAACGAAACUGCAAUUUUGCAGCACCACACAAACCUGCAGGUGGGGAACCCGGGAAAAAGAGGAACUGACCAAAUGAACAAACUUUUUUCUAUUUCUAGGCAAAUGAACAAGUUGCUUGCCUAUCUUUGUGUAUUUAUUUUAUUUUUUUAAUCUUUGUGUCCUCAUUUGGUCUAUAUGUAUCUACUGACCUGCAUUUCCUCCAUCUGUAAUCAAUUUAUUUUUGAUUAAUUGAAAUAAUUAAGCAUUGUCAAA